Messenger RNA from Gallus gallus (chicken), 822 nucleotides. Its product is annotated as protein TOPAZ1-like. NCBI's taxonomy places the organism in Eukaryota, Metazoa, Chordata, Aves, Galliformes, Phasianidae. The transcript is spliced from 4 exons. Bases 236 to 736 code for a protein of 166 amino acids. Gene Ontology annotation, biological process: spermatid development; spermatocyte division. The record is from RefSeq and is a predicted model, not a curated record.
GCAACCCCGUGCAUCGUCCCACCCAUCUCUAACUGCCCUAACUGCUCCUGUCUUGUCUAGCCCGAGUAUGAGUUUGGCAUCAGGGUUUACAGUGUAAAAAGAAACUGUGACAAUCGGUUGUCCCUCCUUGCCGAAUACUGUAGAUGUUUCUCAGUACAGCCACGUUUUUAACAAGCUAUUAAAUGCCUGUUUUGAGAGCAAGAACCUCGGGGUCUUGUCUUCUGCUGUAGACUUCAUGCUUUCCAAGAAUAUAGCUGUUGAUUUUUUCUUACUUAGAGGACUAAUCACAGGUUUGGGAAGAAGUUGUUUGUGGAGUAAAGCUCGAACCUACUACAAAACUGCUUUGUCGUUGGGUUGCUACCCCCCGCUGGAGGGAAAUCUACGUCACAAAAUACUGCCAAUUCCUUUUUACGUGUCUGAAGUUGAGAUGCUGUUGGCCAUUGAGUUAUUCCUCGUUUCAAAUGCCAGUGAUAUUCAGAGUCCAGGAGCUACUACUCAGAGUUUUCAAAUAGUACUGAAAAGAUGUGAAGACCAGGCAGUUAAGAAUAGCAGUGACUAUCAAGCAGGAAGGGAGAGACUUAUCCUGGCUGCUCGUCUAUCUGAUCCAAAGCUCUUUCUUCGGCACAUGACAGUGAACGUUAAUAUGGAAGAAGUGUACAGCUUGGAGCUCACAUCUGCUCUCAAAUGGCUUAAGGAGAAUAUGAAAUGGGCGGGCAAGGUCUGGCUGUUCCAGUAGUCAUAACUUAGCUAAAGUCUUUUGAGGGUUAGUGCUUAAGCAGUCAUUGUUAAGAAGAAUAAAAAAUACCAAAGGCAGUGACCAAC